CUCUCUUGUCAGUUUUGCGGCCGAUUCGGGGUAUAUCAACGCUUCGUGCAAGCACAGAAUCAUCAGUUUGAAUUUUCCCGUGAUUAAAUCCAUCUCAUUUUGAAGUGUUUGGUGUUGUGCGACAUCGAGCCAUUUCCAAUUUAAUUCAUUGUCAAUAAACAUGAGUACCUACAGUGAAGAACAUUUUCAACAUCCCGUGCCUAAGGUGCGGCCUAUACAGAAUCAUCUUUGACGGAUCAUCAGUAAAUAGAACACAAAGUCAAAAUAACCAAUUGUAAAAUUGCAGAAACUAUCAAGCAGAACAACCUAACAGCUAUACGAUUCUGUUUCUUUUACGUAAAACAAAAUAUCAUCUCUACUUAAUUAAAACCAACCAACAAAAGUCAACAGAUUAAAAGAGUAAAAGAAACUCCUAAAAUCUGAAGAUAUCAACAGUUAGAAAAACCAGCAGUAAGAAUUUUAAUUGAGAUCAGAAAGACGAAUCCUUUCAAAUUCAAAUCCUAAUUUUCCUUGAAAACAAAAAAACAUAAAACAAAACUCAUCCUUUUAUUUUCCUAAAAGAAACAUCUAAAAUCAAUUUUUUUUGAAAUUUUUCUUUGUGUAGAGAGAAUUUUUUGUGUAUUGUAGAAGAGUUUUCUUAUUUUUUUCUCUAGAGAAACAUUUUCUGUAUUUGCUCUGAUUGAUUGUUUGCCAUUUUAUCGAUUGAGUACUAUACAUUUAGCCUUGUAGUAUUUUCUUUUUAACUUAAACACACAUUUUAUUUAAGUAGAAACAUUAAUUGAAAAAUAAGUGAAAAAGACACACAACACGACACCUAAAUCGUUCCUGUGUGCCAUUUUCCUUAUUUGAAAAGUAUCUCAAUUUCCAAAUUUUUGAAGGAAAGCAUCUCAUUUUUUUUUAAUUUUUAGUAAAAAAACAAAAGAAAAAAGUAGCAAGAAAAUCUUAAUUUAUUAAUUUAUUUGCAAAGGGGUCGAAAAAACACCCACUUUGAAACAAUUUUUUAGGAGAGAAUUUUUUUGAUAAUAAAAAAAAUCUAACAAGAAUGGCUGUCUAUUCAAAACACUACAUACCUGACAUCAUUAGAUUAAAACGCUAAAAAUGUUUGUUUAGAAAAAAAAGAGGUAGAGAUAUCUUCUAGAGGUGUGAUAUAUUUUUGUUCUUAAUUUUUUUAGCGUCAAAAAAAUAGUAGACUUGUCAAUUUACUAUUUUUUUCAAUUUCUUACAUUGAUACAUUGAAAAAAAAAAAACGUUGUAAUAUUUAUUCCCUUUCAAUUCUGAUUUUCAUCAUUUUCCUAUCAACAAACAUUUUUGGCUUCUCUUCUUUUUUGGAGAUUUUCUUGAAAUAGUGAGAAUUUUUGGUGUUUAUUCAAUUUCAAGUAGCGUACUAAAGAGGCAUUAGAUUUAUUUGUGUAAGAAACUACUACAGUUGUUAUUUUUGAGAGAGAGAAAAGUCACAAGAAGACAGUCUCAAGUAUUUUAGUAACAUCAACAAUUUCCUCUUCCUAUAUCCUCGUAUUCGGAUUGCAAGACAAGUGAUCAUCCAAUAAAUAAUAUAUUCCUGUGAAUCCUCACUUCAUACAUCCUUCUUAUAUCCAAAUAACCUUUGCAAAAAAAAAACAUAAAUAAGCGGAAGAUCCCCAUCAGAGAAAAAACCUUUUCUGAUUCUCUUGAACCAGUGCAAAAAACUACAGCACGAGACCACACAAGCUAAGAAACAGAGAAAUAAAAGAACUUAAAGAAGCAAAAAACCUUUGAGAAACUCAACUAAAAAAAAAAUAAGGAGUUAAAGAAAAGAACGAGAAUCAAACAUGGAACCAUUAACGAUGGGAUUACUUUGGUUGGUCAUCGUGGGCUUCGUGAUUGCCUUUGUCCUGGCUUUUGGAAUUGGCGCCAAUGAUGUUGCGAACUCGUUUGGCACCAGCGUUGGAUCCAAAGUUUUGACCCUCCGUCAGGCCUGCUGGUUAGCAACAGUGUGCGAAAUUUCGGGCGCAGUUCUAAUUGGCUACAAAGUGUCUGACACUGUGAGAAAAGGCAUUCUCGAUGUGACCAUGUAUGAGGGAUCAGAGAAGGAGCUGAUGUUUGGAUGUGUCGCAGCUCUAACAAGUAGUGCUGUUUGGCUCCUUGUAGCAACAUUCCUUAAACUUCCCAUUUCCGGGACACACAGCAUUGUUGGAUCAACAAUUGGCUUCAGUUUGGUGGCACGUGGUUUUCAAGGUAUCAACUGGGCAACAUUGGGUACAAUUGUUGCUUCCUGGUUCAUUUCGCCGGUGCUGAGUGGUUUGGUCAGUACGAGUCUCUUCUGGUUCCUGCGCAAAUUCAUCAUAACCGUGGACAAUCCACUGAGAGCUGGUCUCUUGGCCCUUCCAAUCUUCUAUGGACUUACUAUCUUCGUCAAUGUCUUCAGUAUCGUGCACGAUGGACCCAAAUUGCUCUAUAUGGACAACAUCCCCACAUGGUUGGCAGUUGUUGCGAGUAUAGCAGUUGGAUUACUUGUGGCUGUGAUCGUGCAAGUUUUUCUCGUUCCACUCCAGCGUCGUCGCAUUUUGGGCAUACCAAAAUCUUCCAAGAAACCCGUAACAUUUACAUUUGGCGAUUCAGACGCUGAAUCAUCACCUGGUGGCAGUCCAAAGCGCGGUAAACGUCAAUUGUACCUUGUAUGCGAUGGUAAACAAUUGCCAGCCAUCACAGAAACCACUGAGCUUGUAUCCCUCACAAAUGGUGGCUGUUCACCACAGCCCAAAAUAUUUUGUGAUGCUAAUUUGACCAAACAUUGCGAUCUCAAUGGCUACACCAAGGGUACAACAAAUGGCAACUACAAAAUUGAUCCUAGCAUCAUAAAACGUGCUGAAAAUCUUUUGGGAAAAACCAGUUUGGACAAUACCGAUCUCACAAUUACCAGUCUCAACUACAUUGAUGAGUACCAAAAUGGUUUGUCAAAGAGUCCCCCAACAACUAAUAUUCUCAAGGAGCAGGAAAUGGUUGAUUUAUCACCUCAAAAGAAAGAUCUUUUGGAAGUGGAAACUGCAAAAUUGGAUCCUACAAAGAAAAAUCUGAGUACAGUGGAGAGUGGAGGAAGUUUGGACCAUAUGAUUUCAACUACAAUUUCACCCAAUUCAAGUCGAGUCCCAUUGAUAUCUGGCGGUGCCAAUGUCGAAGAAGGAACUGUAAAGACAAAGGAACCAAGGGAUAUCUCUCAGCUGUUCUCAUACCUGCAAGUUCUCACGGCCACUUUUGGAAGUUUUGCCCAUGGAGGAAAUGAUGUGAGCAAUGCAAUUGGACCACUCAUUGGCCUGUAUUUGAUCUACAAGGAUGGUUCGGCAUUGCAAAAUUCAGAAACGCCCCUUUGGCUCCUCGUGUACGGAGGAGUGGGUAUUGCUGCGGGAUUGUGGAUUUGGGGACGUCGAGUUAUUCAGACAGUUGGAAAUGAUUUGACUAAAAUUACGCCAACAACGGGCUUCACCAUUGAAAUCGGAGCUGCCCUCACAGUUCUGCUGGCAAGCAAAAUUGGCCUUCCAAUCUCAACGACUCACUGCAAAGUUGGCUCAGUGGUGUUUGUCGGUUAUGCAAAUACUGCCAAUUCUUGCCGAACCCCCGCAGCAGAUGAUGAGGCUGAAAAUCGGGAGAAAGCUGUCGAUUGGAGUCUCUUCCGGAAUAUUGUGUAUGCCUGGGUGAUAACGGUUCCAAUUGCUGCAGCCCUCAGUGCUGGCCUCAUGUAUCUCCUUGUUACGACAUUGCUGUGAGAAAUAAGAGAAAAAUCUGUCGGUGUGAAAUUUCAUACUUAAAAGAAAAUUCUAUAACGUGUGUGUGCAGGAGAGAGAACGAGAACUACUUAAUGAUAUUUAACUUAAUACCUUAUUAAGCGCAAAAUCAAUUAUUAUACUUUAAUGUUUUUUUUUUUUUUUGAUGAAAAUAGGACAUCCACAGAAUUGUGGAUUCUCAUUAAAUAACUUAAGUAAAAGAGAGGGAAAGAAAAAGAAGAGUACGGAGUAUAGAGAAAACUCAAAAUCGGCAGCAGCGACAUUUGUUUGAAAAAAAAAAAUAGAACAAUGCGCUAGAAAAAAAAGGUUUCUUUCAUUUUUUAUACUUAAUCUAUUAACACUUGAAGAAUUUAAUGUAUUUGUUUAAUGUACUUUAAGACACUUAAUUAAUCGCUGUGCGAAGAGAACUUUUUUUUCUGCUGAGACACUGAAAUAAAGAUGUUUUUUUUUUAAAGAUAAAUCCAAUUAUAGGCUUAAAAGUGAAGCAGUGAAAAAUUCAGACAAUUUUAACGCAUUUUAGAACGCUCCGCUGUAGUUUAUUUAAUUUUUUUUCACCAUGGAUAAGAUUUUGCUUAUCAAUUUUUUCUAAAAAAAAAUAUUAAUUAUAUCCCAGUGAUAGUGAAUUUAAUCUUCAAAAUGAAGAAUUUUCGUAGUGACGCCAAAAAAAGUGAUACAUUGCCCUUUUAUAAAAACCCCACCCAAAAACUAAAUAAAAAAUAAAUAAAUUUAAAAAAAAAAUGAAAGACAGAAUUUUUAAGUAAAAUUGAAAGAAAUAAAUUGUCGUUGCUGAUUUCUUUCUCUAUAUCAUUUUGUUUUUCUUCAAUUUUCACUCUGUCUUUCUCCACAAGGAUUUAAAUACAACUUGAUUUCUACUCUAAGAAUUCCUCUAUGUUGAUGCCUAUAAUACUUUUUUUGUCUUAUAGAAUUUAAACAACAACAACAAAAAAACGAUACUGUAGUAGUGCAUUAAAAAAAAAUCUGUAGUAGAAUAAAUAAUGCAUCAUUAUUGCUCUUGAAAUAAAAUCAGAAACAAUUUACAAGAAAAUUACCAUCAAAUGAAUGUUGACAGAGUCUACAAUAUAUUUUUAUAUAUCUCUAAAUUCCAUCAUUGAAAAAAAAAACAAGAACACCCGAAUGAUUCUGAAUUAUUUUCUUGACAACAAAAAAAAAGGAAAAAAAGACGCAAAAAAAUCAUCUCAAAUAAAAACAAUUACAACUGAA
This is a messenger RNA of Phlebotomus papatasi, 4979 nucleotides long. It is a transcript of the gene NaPi-III, whose product is annotated as sodium-dependent phosphate transporter 2. The transcript has 8 exons. Bases 1809 to 3740 code for a protein of 643 amino acids. Gene Ontology annotation, biological process: phosphate ion transmembrane transport. Lineage: Eukaryota; Metazoa; Arthropoda; Insecta; Diptera; Psychodidae. Gene Ontology annotation, molecular function: phosphate transmembrane transporter activity. Gene Ontology annotation, cellular component: membrane. The record is from RefSeq and is a predicted model, not a curated record.